Molecule: messenger RNA, 2553 nt
Organism: Acipenser ruthenus (sterlet)
Lineage: Eukaryota; Metazoa; Chordata; Actinopteri; Acipenseriformes; Acipenseridae
Product: GPI-anchor transamidase-like
Exons: 11
Coding region: 41-1222 (393 amino acids)
Biological process (GO): attachment of GPI anchor to protein; proteolysis; protein localization to cell surface
Cellular component (GO): GPI-anchor transamidase complex
Molecular function (GO): GPI-anchor transamidase activity
Source: RefSeq, a predicted model, not a curated record
UCUAGAACUGUAACGACUUCCUGUUUCUCUGUGUUAAAAAAUGGCUGCUUGCAGGCUGGUUUCCUGGUACCUGACUGUAUUCACAUUACUGUUCUUAUUUUGUUAUCGGAUAACCGUGGCAACCGAUGAAAUUGAGCGGCAAGCAAAUCAGUUUUUUGGAAGUGGCCAUACAAACAACUGGGCAGUUUUGGUGUGUACAUCCAGGUUCUGGUUUAACUAUCGUCAUGUGGCCAAUACACUCUCAGUUUACAGAAGUGUCAAGAGGCUGGGGAUCCCUGACAGUCACAUUGUUCUGAUGUUGGCAGAUGAUAUGGCCUGUAACCAUAGAAACCCCAAACCUGCUACUGUCUUCAGCCACAAAAACAUGGAGCUAAAUGUGUAUGGGGAUGAUGUUGAAGUGGACUACAGAGGAUAUGAGGUUACUGUUGAAAAUUUCCUGCGUGUUUUAACUGGCCGCUUCCCACCAAGCACCCCUCGAUCAAAACGACUUCUUUCUGAUGACAGAAGUAACAUUCUGAUUUAUAUGACAGGUCACGGUGGGAAUGGUUUCUUGAAAUUUCAGGAUUCUGAAGAAAUAAGUAAUGUUGAGCUAGCUGAUGCUUUUGAACAGAUGUGGCAAAAAAGAAGGUACAAUGAGCUGUUGUUCAUCAUUGACACUUGCCAAGGUGCUUCCAUGUAUGAAAGGUUCUAUUCUCCCAAUGUAAUGGCCCUAGCCAGCAGCCAGGUUGGGGAAGACUCGCUUUCACACCAGCCUGAUCUUGCAAUUGGAGUUCAUCUGAUGGACAGAUACACCUUUUAUCUUCUGGAAUUCUUGGAAGAUAUUCAUCCAGCUAGUCAAGCCAAUAUGAAUGAUUUAUUCAAAGUGUGCCCCAAAAGCUUGUGUGUUUCAACACCAGGUCACAGGAUUGACCUCUUCCAGAGGAACCCCAGGAGCGUUCUGAUCACUGACUUCUUUGGAAGUGUCAGAAAAGUGGAGAUUACAACAGAGCCUGUCAAGCUCAUCCCAAACAUCAGUGAGAAGGACGAAAAACUGACUGAGGAAGUGAUGCUUACUGAACCCCAGAAGUAUGUUGAACAAAUGCCUGUGGCUGAAAUAAUUCAUCAGAAACCAAAACAGAAGGACUGGCACCCUCCAGAUGGAUUUAUCCUUGGGCUAUGGACAUUAAUUAUCCUUGUGUUUUUCAAAACUUACGGGAUCAAGCAUUUGAAGCACAUAUUUUAAGGCAUUUAUCUUCAGUUGUCUGAAAUCCUUUUCUGCGAUUUGUCUCCCAGAAGAAAAAAGUUUGUGUCAAAAUGGUAGAAUCUUUAACUUACGUUUUUUCUUUCCUCUUUUUGAAAUGGUACCUCAGGGUUAGUGAUCCUUUACUAAAUGACCAAGAUGGGAGCAGAAAAAAGCAUUUUUCUAGAAUUUCAGACUACUGCUGGUAAAAUAGCACACAAAACAAUUAAACACUUUGGUUAUGUAUUAAUAAGGGUGAUUCAUUUUGAAGAGCAGGCUUCAAUUUAAAUGUAACGGCAACUCAGUCUGGGUUGUGUAUAAACCUCUUAUUAGGAACAUUUAUGAUCUGGUUUCACAGACCCUGAUUGCUACUAAUAUUGGACUCCCUUACUUAAAGUGAAGUUAGGUAGUUAAAGAUUAGUGCUAAUCAGAGUCUGUUAAACAAGCCAUCUACUCUCCUCCAUUGUAUUGAAUAUGUGCUGGUUAAUACACCCAGAUACUAAAGGCUGGCUUGUACAGUAUGAAGAUUGGUUUGUAAGGUGUAAAUGUGUCAUUUGUUGUGUUGGAUAAAUAUAUGUUCAUUUUAUAUUAACUUGAAUUAAUUUAAUUUAAUCCUUCAGUUAUUCUUUUUCAUUGAUUAUUUGAAUGAUCUAGAUGCACACUACUAGAGAAUGUUCAAAACUAACAAUAUUAAUGCUGGAAGGAAACCUAUUUUGGACCAGCAUUUUCAAGAUAUAUUAUGGUGCCUUAAACAUUUUAGAGGCUCUAUUAAUGUACAUUUUAUGUAUAUUCUUUUUCUUAAGUCAAUAUGCCUCUCUUUUUCAAAUCAAAUGUAUGGCUUCCUUUUGCAGAUAACAGCAAAAUAAAUGACAGUUUUUCCCUGAAGAUGAAGAACAUGCAAAGUAAUCCUGUCUAAUGGCUUGAGAACACUUUCUACUUGCAAAUCCUCUUAGGUUUAAGUAGACGUCAGUCUUGCUUCUUAGCCUGUUUGACAAGGUUUUGCGUGAGGAAAGUUUUCCUCUUCUGUGCUGAAUGUGAAAGGCAGCACAAGGGAGAGGGGUGGAUCUUUAAUAGCAUUACAGAUAUUCCAAAGCUUAGCAAACCAUAUUGACUAGUUCAUUUUUCUCACAAGCAUGAAGGAAACAGCUAAGCUGUUUAAUGAGAUAUAUCACAUUAUUAGGAUGGGCUGCUUCAUCAGCUCCCAGGUUUCAUAUAUUUAUCAAUCUGUAAAAAGAUCAAGAUCAUUUAUUUGUGUUUUAAGUGCCUGCUGUAAACUCUGUGUUUCUCUCCAGCUGUGCAUUUCUUUGAAAUUAAACUGAUGAUUUAAAAUGUAA